UUGGCAAUUGGCAGCGCGACGCGAGCUCAGUCGUUUACGAACCGUCGAACGAAUCAGGCUGAUACCGCCACCUGACGAGCGAACGAACGGAAACACGGACCGAGCGCGACUGUUUCAUCCUCUCGCUUGUUUAGAUCGAUUCUUCGUGCGCGAAUACGCUACACAAUCGUUUUCUCGAUUUUCCUCGAUUCCUCACUCGUUUCCAAACGUACGUUUUUAUGAGCGAAAGGUGACGCGAUUUUCGCCAACGCGUGUCUUUUUUUCGUCUUACCGCCUUACAGUAAGUGGGGAGGGGGGGGGAGGGAGGGAAGCGCAAGAAGCGCCGCUCCACGAACAGAUCAGUCUCCGGGGUGUCGACACGACAUUGACGACAUCGACGACGUCAACAUCGACUACGAGAGGAAAUACGUGUACACUUUACGUGCGAAGGGGAGGCUGCCUGCCGACGCGACGUGGGCCCCGGAGUAUGUGAAAAUGGAUUUUAAGAGCGUGGUGUAUAACGCUGCGAGGGACGGCAAGCUUAAACGUCUCAAGGUGUUCCUAGAACAUCGAGGCAAAGAUGAGGUAGGACAAUUAGUCGGUGCCAAAACCCAUGGCGCAACACCCUUAGUCAUGGCAUGUCGGAACGGACAUUACGAUGUGGCAGAAUAUCUUAUUGAAAAAUGCGGGGCGGAUGUGGAACAGCCUGGAUCAGUGGUUUUCGAAGGCGAAACGAUCGAGGGUGCACCACCCCUGUGGUGCGCGGCGGCCGCUGGUCACUUGGCGCUAGUGAAACUGUUGGUGAGACGAGGCGCCAAAGUGAACUCAAUCACGAAAACGAAUUCCACGCCUCUCCGCGCUGCAUGUUUCGAUGGACACUAUGACAUCGUCAAAUUUUUAGUACAACAUGGUGCAGAUAUCGAGAUGGCAAAUCGACACGGGCACACAUGUCUGAUGAUCGCAUGCUACCGAGGUCAUGUUAAAAUCACAAAGUUGCUACUCGCCUUGAAAGCGGACGCGAACCGCAAGUCCGUGAAGGGUAAUACGGCAUUGCAUGAUUGCGCCGAGAGCGGAUCCCUGGAGAUACUGAAGAUACUCGUCGAACACGGUGCUCAGAUGGACGUGGACUCCUACGGGAUGACGCCACUUCUCGCGGCAGCAGUAACAGGUCACACUCAUAUCGUCGAAUACCUCAUAGGCAUUCCGCAACUGUUUAGCAGAAAAGAACGCAUCGAUGCGCUAGAAUUGCUCGGGGCAACGUAUGUGGACAAGAAAAGGGACAUGAUAGGCGCUCUGCAGUUCUGGAAGCGAGCCAUGGAUGAGAGAUAUCGGGGAGAUGGUCCGAUGAUAUCGAAACCUGAAUUUCCGCCCCUUGUAGCCGCUUACGAUUACGCCCGAGAAGUAGUCGAACCCGAGGCCUUGGACGAUUUAUUGGCGGAUCCAGACGAGAUGCGCAUGCAGGCAUUGGUGAUUAGAGAACGGAUAUUAGGACCGGCUCAUCCGGACACAAGUUACUACAUCAGAUAUCGCGGGGCGGUUUACGCGGAUGCGGGUAAAUUUCGUCGUUGUAUCGAGCUAUGGAACUACGCUCUCGAUAUGCAACAGAGCAUGCUGGAGCCGUUAAACCCCAUGACGCAGAGCUCUCUAUUCAGUUUCACCGAACUCUUUAGUUUCAUGGUGGGCGAAGAAGGCAGACAGACAACCAGAGGUCGCAGAGUACCGCCGGUGAAGAGAGAAGAUCUUUUGAGAGUUUUCGAAAAAGCUGUUAACGAAGUAGCAAAAGGAAAGCAAAUGUUGGACAAAAUGAGCGAUUUGGCAUGCGAACGCGAUCUAACGUUCUUGAACAGAGUCCUAGUAAUCACCUUGCAUUUGGCGUGUCUGUUAACACGCGAGACUGGGGAGAAGGACAGUGAAGAAUACAUCGCCUUACAUAAGGAGCUGUAUAAGUUAGUCCGAAUAAAUGCCAAAGGCAAGCAGGGACGCGAUGCGCUGCAAUUAAGCCAUAGUGAGGAUGGUGCUCUGGUUGGCAGAUAUCCCACGUGCAAAUUUCCUUCUCCUCAUUUGACCAAAGCUCUGCUGAGAGUAGGCGCGGACGUAACUGCCAGGGACAAUGACGGGAACACGGCUCUCCAUUUGACUGCACUAUUGCGUCCUUGGCGACCGGUUUUAUCGAUUGAUUUACUCGACGCUGGCGCGCAUCUUGAUGCCGUGAACAAUGAUGGCAAGACAUUCGAAAUGUUGUUAUGCGAUAAAGAGCUUUACGACUCGAUUUAUCCAUUGAAAUAUACUAAGCUCGCUUGUCUUGCCGCGCGAGUGGUCAGAAAGACGCAAAAGAUUAGUAGAAUACCCCAACAUCUUCGCGCUUUCGUCGCAAUGCAUUAGCAAUAUCAAGAAGACGCAAAUACAAGCGAAUACGCAUGUGCGCAGAACACGAUAUCCAUACCGUCGAUAUCGAGAUACUACGGCGAGCAUCUUAUCCUAAGCGACUGAAAAAUUUGACGAGAAUUUCAUGGAGAUUAGAAGUGAUAAUUCAAGUGUUGACGAACACGAUUAGCGAUUCAUUAUUCUGGCAUUGAGACUCGUCUUUUUAUAUUAGUCCAUAUCGAAAUAAAGGUAAAAGAUUGUUCCCGUAAAGCACAAUGCUUUUAACCAACAGAAUGGGAUAUACUAUGAAGCACACAUGAUCCCAAAAGAUCUAUAUGCAUGAGCACAAGAUCUCUUAAUUAUUUCCUUCGAUAUAAAACAUAUUUUGAGAUAAGAUUUUCUUAAAAGAAUUGGAGCGACAUUUUGCUUGUAUUUUACAAUUGGUAUCCUUUUUUUUGUGUUUAUUAUAUUUAUUUAAAAUUUAUUUAAAAAAGAUAUGAAGUACAAAAGAUUCUAAAGACAAUAAAAAAGUUGUAUUUAUGUGUGUGCGUUUCGCUAUUAAAAGUAUUGUCCAAUAAAGUAAAAUAUUGUAUAUAUCAUUUUAAUAUGACUAUAAUAUUUAAUAUUAAAAUACUUUUGCAAAAAGAAAAAUUAAAACACUUAAUGCAAAACAGUUUAAUCCUCAUUUAUAUUUAUUCUGAUUCAUACACAAACUUCUAUAUGUAUAAAAAUCUAUGGAUUCAUAACUUUCUUCAUAAACUUUGAGGUUAUCAAUUAAAUAUCUUAUUGUAUUUGUCAUUUCAAAUUGCAUUAGAGUGCAACGAUAUUUUCAUUGAAAUAGAAUCGAUCAUCUAUAGUUUUUUAACAAUUUCUUGUUUGCCAUUAUUCUCGUUAGAUGGAGAUUAGUGAAUUAGGUGGAUAUGUCGAGAAAUGAUAUAUUUGGAUAGAUCUCUUUGGUAUUGAGUGUGCAACAUUAAAAAAAAAAAGAUUAAAUCUUUGUGAAUAAGUUAAAAUAUUCAUCGGCAUUAGAACGCGAUGAUAUUGAAUGUGGGGAUAUUGAAUAUUGUGAUUUUAUUAUUACGAAGUCGGCUAAUUAAAGGCCUGUCCCUUAUACAUAAACCCCGCGCGAGCCAUAUUAUAUACAAACAUAUAUAUAUAUAUAUAUAUAUAUAUAUAUAUAUAUAUAUAUAUAUAUAUAUAUAUGUACCACGUUGAUUGCUUAGCGAUAAUGAUAAAUAUGUUGAAUUCAAGAAUAUGUAAUCUUAGAAAAAUGACUUUUUACCUUGCUGUGUAUAAACAAAUGAAAAAAAAAAACGGAUUUGUAAUAAAAGUUUUCUGAUAAAUUAUGAAUAAUGCAAUUCUACACUUACAUAUGCUACUUUAUGUAUACAGAAAUGAUUACGAGAAAAAAAAAUUUGCCGUAUAUUGCGUUUAUAUUUUCCAUUUCAGCACACCUCGAAGCACAUCACACGAGUUACUUGAGAUUUUGUUAAGCCAUUAAUAUCCCCAGGGUUAAUGGCAGCAAUUGGAAUUGACUAUUCAUUCGCAUAAGCAACGAGUUUUUAUUCGUUUUUAUUUCAAAAAAUGUGAUAAUUUAUACACAUAUAUAGACUAUAUAGAGACAUGUCGCUACAUAAUUAUAUACAAUACAUAUAAAAGUGUGUGAUGUUCAAGGUGCCUUUUGCUUUCGAGAUAUUAAACGAUGUUACUUAAAUACUUUUUCAUUAAACGCGAUUGUUUACACGAUAAAGACGAAUUUAUACGAUUCAUAUAUAUUACGCGAUUUUAUAUAGGUUUUAUAUGUUGUAUUCAAAUCGUUUAUCUUAUUACAUUUACAACGCGUCCGAAUUAACUUCACCAUUGUUGUACUACAUUAGGACGCCGCAUUACAAUUCUCUACAAAGAUGGGAUCUUUACACUUAACACAUAUAUCGAAAGCUAUUUUAUAAUGUAAAAAUAGAUGAAGUAAAAAAAUACAAAUGUAAAAAUACGA
Molecule: messenger RNA, 4336 nt
Organism: Cataglyphis hispanica
Lineage: Eukaryota; Metazoa; Arthropoda; Insecta; Hymenoptera; Formicidae
Product: protein fem-1 homolog CG6966
Exons: 8
Coding region: 475-2361 (628 amino acids)
Biological process (GO): ubiquitin-dependent protein catabolic process
Cellular component (GO): ubiquitin ligase complex
Molecular function (GO): protein binding
Source: RefSeq, a predicted model, not a curated record